This is a messenger RNA of Marchantia polymorpha subsp. ruderalis, 684 nucleotides long. The record is from the annotation of a GenBank genome assembly. Lineage: Eukaryota; Viridiplantae; Streptophyta; Marchantiopsida; Marchantiales; Marchantiaceae.
GACGGUGGUACUGCACGAUGAUAGCUUCAGCAACUGAGCACACAAAUCGGUUAUGAGGAUGCUGGAUUUAGUGACGGAUCUCGUAGGAGUAUGUAUUGGAGUACUCUGAGUUGUCUAAGGGGUUCAGGUCAACCAUUUAUUGGAUUCUGGCACCACUCAUCUGGAGGUGCAGUGAUUAUGCAUGCAGAUGAUACUGUUGAGUGAGUACUGCACUCGGCCAAAAGAAAGCCAAGACAAAUCCAAUUUUGCAACUAUCGAGGCCAAUAAAAUCCAGGCUCAAGCAUUGACCGUGGAUGGGAGAAUUGCUAGAGGUGUUGAUGGAGUCAAACCAUGCUCGGAAUGUCCAAGUUUACUUAUUCAUGCGCGUUCGAAUCACUUACUGAUACCAUGAAGAGUGAAAGCAUCAUUCUUCUUAACCAGAUUGGGAUGUGGGCCAAGUUUUUACCAACUGAUUUUCGCACGAGAGAAGAAAAGCCUCAAGGUCCGAAAGACUUUGUACGUCACAGGGUCCCUUGAAAAUGAGCCCCUACAUGCUCGUCUAGCUUGUCUGCUGGGCACCUUGCGGCUGGCUGCAAAAACAUAGAAUAAAGAGAAGAAACCUGGGCAGGCUGGAAACGAUCUUUACAUUCAAACGACCAACCAACAAGGAAUGGAAAGACUAAACCACUCCUGAUUUUGAGAAAA